This is a messenger RNA of Juglans regia (Persian walnut), 1887 nucleotides long. RefSeq lists its product as uncharacterized. The record is from RefSeq and is a predicted model, not a curated record. Lineage: Eukaryota; Viridiplantae; Streptophyta; Magnoliopsida; Fagales; Juglandaceae. The coding region runs from base 299 to 1873 and encodes 524 amino acids. The transcript has 3 exons. Gene Ontology annotation, molecular function: acetylglucosaminyltransferase activity.
AUUUAUAGCUAUAAUGCCUAUAAUGCAAUAGCAGAGCUGCAAUCCGGCUCCUCUGCUGUUCUUCUUUCUUCUUCUUCUUUCUCACUCCAUUCCCAUCAUCUCUUUCUGGGUCUUUCUUAUUCUCCACUGAUUUUCUUUUUUUCGAAAGUGAUAGCGUUUGAGUUCUAUUGGAAUACUAAUUCUUAGAGAGAUCUGGUGGUUGCUCCAGCAUCUAACACCUUUUGUUGUUGUUAUAGCUGUGAUCUUUGUCUGCAUUUAGGUUUAGAUAACCCGGAAAUCUGGAAAGAGAAUUGGGAGAAUGAAAGGGGCGCACAAAGAUUCAGAGAAGUUGAUUUGGGAACAGAUGAGAAGCCCAUCGACCCCCAUUUCCGGGUCGGGUCAUCAUUCCCGGGCCUUGCCCAAGCUCCUGGUCUGGCUCAUCCUCUUCGUUUCCCUCACCUACAUCGUCUACACACUGAAGCUCGUCUCCACCUCACGCCCCUGCGAUGAAGAGCCUUUCCCCAAUUCCCGCCACCGACUCUCUUCCUCUACUUCUUCUAAAACGAAUAUCACCGCCACCUCAUCAUCACACUCGAUUCGGGAUCACUUGGUGUUCAAGUCUCUGCGGUCUGACUCCCGAGAAACCCACCCGACGGAGCUCAGGUACAUAGUUUUUGGCAUCGCGGCCUCGGCCAAGCUCUGGGAGAAAAGGAAGAACUACAUCAAGCUUUGGUUCAGGCCCCAGGAAAUGAGAGGCGUAGUGUGGCUGGACCACCCGGUGAAGACCGACGACGGCGACGAGGAAUACCUCCCGCCGGUGUAUAUCUCCGGGAACACGUCUCGGUUUUCCUACAAGAACCGGCAGGGCCACCGGUCCGCGAUUCGGAUCUCACGGAUCGUGUCCGAGACGCUCCGUCUCGGCCUGGAGGACGUGCACUGGUUCGUGAUGGGCGACGACGACACCGUGUUCGUGACCGAGAAUCUGGUUCGAGUCUUGAGAAAAUACGACCACAACCAGUUCUACUACAUCGGAAGCUUGUCAGAGAGCCAUUUGCAGAACAUAUACUUUUCGUAUGGGAUGGCAUACGGCGGCGGAGGCUUUGCGAUCAGCUACCCAUUAGCCAAGGCGCUCGCUAAAAUGCAAGACCGAUGUAUACAGAGAUACCCGGGGCUCUAUGGCUCCGAUGACCGAAUGCAGGCUUGCAUGGCUGAACUCGGUGUUCCACUCACCAAAGAACUCGGUUUUCACCAGUACGAUGUGUAUGGGAACUUGUUCGGACUUCUUGCCGCGCAUCCGGUGGCACCCUUGGUGUCAUUGCAUCACCUUGAUGUGGUUGAACCCAUCUUCCCCAAUGUGACUCGCGUUCAAGCCCUCCAGCAGCUUACUGUACCUAUGAAGUUGGACUCAGCAGGGCUCAUGCAACAAUCAAUUUGUUAUGACAAAUCCAAAAGGUGGACUAUUUCUGUCUCAUGGGGAUUUGCUGUUCAAAUAUUUCGUGGAGUCUUUUCACCCCGUGAGAUAGAAAUGCCUUCAAGGACAUUCUUGAAUUGGUACAGAAAGGCAGAUUACACCGCAUAUGCAUUCAACACACGGCCAGUUAGCCGAAACCCCUGCCAAAAGCCUUUUGUAUUUUACUUGUCGAAGGCAAGAUUGAGUUCAAUGAACCAGACAAUGAGUGAAUAUGUUCGGCAUCGUGUCUCUCACCCUGCAUGCAAGUGGAAAAUGGCUGAUCCUGCGAGUCUUGACAGAGUGGAGGUUUACAAGAAGCUUGACCCACAUCUAUGGGAUAGAUCCCCACGGAGAAACUGUUGCCGAAUCAUGAACUCGAAGAAGAAAGGAACCAUGGUGAUAGAUGUGGGUGUAUGUAGUGAAGAUGAGAUCAGUGAAAUAUAGCCAUAAUUAUUCAA